AUCAGCAGGCAGUUCUGCAGAAAUCUGAGCAUCAUGUGGACAGUCUGGUGUUCACCGUCCGCAGCAGCCUGGAGCCUCGCACCUCCACCUCCAUCACCACCUCCACUGCAAGCCAGGAUUUUAAAGCUCCAGUACAGACUAGUAAAUUGUUUUUUUCAACGCAGAGCCCACAGUCCAUUCCUGCAACACUUCCACCAAGUGGUGAAGAAUAUGAACUACGACUUGAUUCUUACCUCCUUCGUUACCUAAAGGAAUGUCCUAAGGCGGAGAAAGACCUCAAGGAAGGACUUGCCUCUGUGGCCUGCUCUGCCCAGCUUUACCCAGAAGAAGAGAGGGUUUUAGUCAGGAGUUUAGCUCAACCUGGUGCUGUAGAUGAAAAUAGAUAUUGGAAAGCUGAGGUAGACAAACUCUUUACUCGCUACACUUGCCACUAUGAGACGGACCCUCACAAAAUUAAAUCUUUGCUUCGGUCCUGCAGCUCUCGUCAGACCACAGAUGAGGUGAAGGUGUACACCGAGUUUGGGUUUGCUGUUGUUGUUGGGGAACGUUCUCAGGUGAAGGCCAGGUUGAUGGAUGUAGAGGACAGGUCACGUUUAGGUGAGAAGACGACCACUAUUCGCCGACUGGGAGAAGCCAAACUCCGUCUCCUCUGGAAAGAGAUUGAGCACAGUUUGGGACAAGAUUUUCCAGGUGUGAAGGUCAUGCAGGGAGAUGCAGGUCAGUUAGUUUUGGAAGGUUCUGUGGAGGAGAUUCUAAAGGCUGGAGAGUGGAUCGCUGAUAAAGAGAAUUUGGUGUUAGAAAGGAAAGUUUCUGACAUAAGCCCACGUGUUUUGGCCUCCUUAAAGAAUACUUAUGGUGGACCAGGGGCACUAGGGGACUUUUUAGGAGUUGGUGACAAGGUGGAAGUGGAAUUACGAGACACAGAGCUACGUUUAUUCUCCCUCUCUGCUGAUAAUCUUGAUGAAACAGAAAAAGCAUUGCAAGGUGCAAUCAAGGAAGUAAAAGUAAAUGUGGCACAGAAUUUGGCAUCUUUGAAUUUGAGUGAAGAAAACAUAAUAGUUGCCAGUUACAGCCUUUGUGAUGGGCUCCAGGUGCUGGUGUGUCAGGGUGACAUCACCAAACAGGAUGCUGAUGCUUUGGUCAAUGCUGCCAAUGAAGAUCUGGACCACUGUGGCGGUGUUGCUGCUGCACUGAGUAAAGCAGGCGGCCCUGAAGUACAGAUGGAGAGCAAUGCCCUAAUAAAGUAUAUUGGGAAAAUUCCUACAGGUGAUGUGGUAGUGACCACAGGGGGUAACUUAAACUGCAAGAAAUUGCUGCAUGCUGUUGGGCCUGUAGGUGGAAAUGCAGGUGGCAGAGAGAGGAUCUUACUGCAAAAAACUGUCCAGUCUGCUCUGGAUUUAUCAGAAAUCAUGGGGUUCAACUCCAUAGCCAUGCCCUGUAUCAGCUCAGGUGUGUUUGGUGUUCCUGUCAAUGUGUGCUCUGAGGCUAUUAUAAGUGCUGUAAAAGAGUUUGGCAGUCAGGGAGAGCGAAGUCUGAGCAGAAUUAUCCUGAUUGAUAACCGGGAAGAGGUGGUGAGGUCCAUGCACAAAGCAUGUGACAGACUUCUCCAAGGGAUAAACACUGGAACUAGUGCACCAAGUGAUCUGGGUUUCCAGGUGGAUGCUGCUGCCCUCGACACAUCAAGAGGAGCCACUGCUGGAGCUGAAGAAAGUGUCCGUCUAGAGAUCAUUCAAGGAACCAUCGAGGACCAGCAGGUGGAUGCUGUGGUAUCACCCAUGGUUGGCCAUGAUCCUCUCUCUACCCGUGUUGGAAACAUUUUGUACCAGAUGGUUGGAUCUCAGCUGACUGCAAGGUUCGGAAAGGAAGCAGGAGAAGAAACGUUGCCUGGUGACAUAGUCCUGGUGGAGGGCUUGCCUGGACUUUCAUCUAAUGCUGUUUUCUUCAUCAACCUUGUUCCCUGGGAUGAUGAUGAAGAUGGAAUUGCAGUUCAGGUUCUGAGACUGGGCAUCAGCAACAUCCUGACUUCCUGUGAGAAUAGAGGGUUUGGAUCUGUGGCUCUCCCUGUACUUGGGGCUGGAAUAGCCCUGUGUAUUCCUGACACCUUGGUAGCCAGGGUUCUGCACGAGGAAGUUCAGAAGUUUGAGCAGAACCGCAACAGCAGAACACCAUUGCUGGUCAGCGUUGUCAUCCACCCCAGUGAUGAAGAGUCAAGAGAGGCCUUCAAGUCACCCGAGGAAGCUUUCCAACCAAAAGAACUCACAAAAGAAGUUUACCAACCAGACCAAGUUUCAGCUACAAAGAGGAUCGUCCUGCUGGGAAAAACUAGAGCUGGGAAAAGCCACCUAGCUAACACCAUAUUUGGAGAAGAUUUGUUCACACCUAACCAUUCUCCAAACUCUGGAACAACUGAAUGUCAAGCAGAAACCAAAUCUGUCAAUGGAAGAAGCAUCACUUUGAUUGACACUCCUGGUUUCUUUGAUGCAGAAAGGCCUGAGGAGGAGCUAAAGCCUGAGAUAGUGAAGUGUAUCACAGAGUGCGCUCCUGGGCCUCAUGCUUUUCUCAUUGUGCUUAAAGUGGAGAAAUUCACAGAGCAUGAGCAGGCUGUCAUCACUAAAAUAUGCCAGUAUUUCUCUGAAGAUGCUCUAAAGUAUGCUGUAGUUGUCUUCACUCAUGGUAACCAGCUCCCUAAAGGGAUGAACAUUGAGGACUUUGUGCAUCGGAACAAACAUCUGAGUGAUCUGGUGAAGAAGUGCGGAGGCCGGUUCCAUGUCGUUGAUAAUAAAUACUGGAAUAACAGUAUGCAGAAUAACUACAGGAGCAACCAGUUCCAAGUGGAGGAGCUACUCAGCACAAUAGAUAAGAUGGUAAUGGAAAACAGGGGAGGGUACUACAUCAACAAGAUGUUAGAAGUAGUGGAGAAAGAAAUACAGAAAGAGAUAAAGCACAUAAAACAGUCAUCAGGAAACAUGCCAGAAGGAGAGAUCAGAAAACAGGCUAAAACAAAAGUUUCUAACAGGUUUAUGAUCCAACUGGCAGGUAUUGGAACAGGAACAUUGGUAGGAGCUCUUUGUGGUUUGGCAGCGUUGGUUGGAUUAGCUAUCACAGCUAUGCAGAGCGUAACAGUAAUGAAACUUAUGAAAUGUACAGGAGCCACUGCAGCAGUAGGAGGAGAGGUAGCAAUCGCUGCUGGAGUCGGUGCAGCGACAAUAGGAGGAGUAAUGGGUGGUAUGAUUGGAAGUUAUGCAGCUGAGAAAGCAGAAACACCAAUGGAGGCAGCACAGAUGGCAUACAAUGAUGUCAUCAACAAAGGAAAAGAUGCAAUAAAUCAAAUACCGAAGAUGUUUUCAUAACUAUAAUGUAUCAAAUGACAGUCUGAAAGCACUGUGACAAUGUGCUGGAUGUAGAUCAUAUGUCAAUGCUGUGUUCACAACUUUAACUAUGAUGUUAUGCAGCAUUGACCAAUAUUUUAGCCAAUUGAGGGCAGCUGAACAAACCAAAAACAAAAAUCACAUAUUAUCUUCGUUGAAAGUUUUUAUGCUUUUCUUACCUUUUUACACAUGGAGCAGACACUGAGCAACAUUAGCAUUUAUUUGGAGUUGUGUUUCUGGCCACCUGGUGAAUGUUUAUGCGACAUUGAUUCUCCUUUUGGCACUCUUUUUGUCUACACCGACUCCAGAGAGAAAUAGCUGCUCUCUAGGCUCUAAAUGCCCCAUUGUGUUCCCCACCUAACCACUACCUUUGCCAUUUGGUGGUGAACAGGAAGCCUACAAAGCUUGUUGCUAAAAACCUCAGCUGUCUGAUGAGGCUAGAGACAUGAUUGAUGAGAGUUUGCUGGCCAGAAAACCAAAACAAUGAGUACAUUGUAAAAAAAAAAAGAAGAUUAAUACAGCUUUAACUAAGGGGAAGAAUGUUUGGUGCUGACAACCUUGAUGAAACUUUUGUUUAUUCUGAUAAGUCAAAUCUCUUAUUACUCAUUUGUGAAUUACUGAAUUAUUAAAUAAUUCAAUCUAAGUGGGUAGCAGUGGGCUAAUUUAUAUAUAUUGGUAAUGUGUAAAAUAAAUGUAUAUGUAAAAGUAAUUAUCUGACAGUGGUUGUUUGAAUGUGGAAUCUCAAUAACUUUGAGGUGUUAUGUGAUGAUCUCUUUCUGUAUGUUAAGCCCUUGUUUAUUUUUAAUAAACCUGAUUUGCCACAAUGAAAAGCAUCGAUUGCUCACAAGA
Morone saxatilis (striped sea-bass) is the source of this 4217-nucleotide messenger RNA. RefSeq lists its product as uncharacterized. Gene Ontology annotation, molecular function: GTP binding. NCBI's taxonomy places the organism in Eukaryota, Metazoa, Chordata, Actinopteri, Moronidae. The record is from RefSeq and is a predicted model, not a curated record.